Molecule: messenger RNA, 971 nt
Organism: Fragaria vesca subsp. vesca
Lineage: Eukaryota; Viridiplantae; Streptophyta; Magnoliopsida; Rosales; Rosaceae
Product: polyphenol oxidase, chloroplastic-like
Exons: 1
Coding region: 309-779 (156 amino acids)
Molecular function (GO): catechol oxidase activity
Source: RefSeq, a predicted model, not a curated record
AGUUUCAAAACACGACAACUAGUCAAAUAUCAGAAGCUAUAUGGCUUCUCGUCACCGUCCUCACCCACAACAAAUCGGUUUGUCUCAAUACAACUCUUCAGCAAUCUCUCCCAUCUUUCAAAAGCAUUUCCUUGCUUCAAAUCCGUAAACCCAGCUUCGUAUUUAGUUAGGGCUUCUGUCAAACCAAUUACAGAUACAGAUAGUAUUAUCACAGUAAUCAAAAUGAUGCUGAUCAUGAGCAACGUUCUGUAGACAAAUUCAAACUGGUCAAGAGACACUUGCUAAUCAGUGAGCAGCUAGGAUCAAAGAUGAGUGAAACUCCCCCGGCGUUCGGUGAAUCCGAAGCAUAUGCUGCAGCCGAGUCAACGUCCAAGAAGGUAGUAGAACUCACUGAGUUUCCGAUCACUAUGGACUCGGUGAUCAGCGUCACGGUGCCGAGGCCGAAGAAGUGUCGGACAAAGGAGGAGAAGGAAGAGGAAGAGGAGGUGUUGGCGAUUCAAGGGAUAGAGUUUGUGGCGGAUGAGCUUGUGAAGUUCGACGUGCAUGUCAACGAUGACGAAGACGAUCUGAGUCGACCCGACAACUCGGAGUUCGCCGGAAGCUUUGUGUAUUUGCCUCAUCGGAGGAAGACGGUGACGACGAGCCUGAGGCUUGGGAUAACGGACUUGUUGGAUGAUUUGGGUGCUGAUGAAGAUGACAGUAUCAAGGUGACUUUAGUGCCAAAGUGUGUGAAACGACCUGUCACUAUUGGGAAGCUCAAGAUCGAGUUUCUCAAAUAGUAUGUCUAUAUUGUAAGGUGUUCUGAGAUUUACUUGCAACAAAUAAUCGAUGCAACAGCACGCGUACACCUAACUCGAUCACUUAAGUUUCUAAGAUAAUUGGAUCUAGUUUUGAGUUCUCAGGUUUUUGUUUGUGUUUAUAUGUUUCUAAUGUGUUUAAUACUUUGAUUACAUAAGUUUUGAGUUGCUCUC